AAAACAAAAGUGUAAACAUGACAGCUGCAGGAGUUGCUAACAAGUUUAAACUAGCUCUUAUUCAACUAGCAGUUGGCAGCAACAAGACAGAGAAUAUAAAGCGCGCGGCUCUUAAAAUAUCUGAAGCGGCUCAAAACGGGGCGCACGUCAUUUCUUUACCAGAAUGUUUCAAUAGUCCAUACGGUACGAAAUACUUUCAAGAUUACUCUGAAUCUAUUCCUGAUGGACCAAGCUCAAAACUUUUAAGUGAGACUGCUAGAGCUUGUAAAGUUUAUUUGAUUGGAGGAUCUAUUCCUGAAACCUCAGAGGGUAAACUUUACAAUACUUCAACAGUUUGGUGUCCUGAAGGGAAUUUGCUGGUUGUACACAGGAAAAUCCAUCUUUUUGAUAUAGAUGUACCGGGAAAAAUUACAUUUAAAGAAUCGGAUGCAUUGAGCCCUGGAAACACCUUCACAACCUUUGAUACUCCCUGGUGCAAGAUUGGAGUAGGUAUCUGCUACGACAUUAGGUUUGCUGAGUUAGCUCAGGUGUACCGGGAUAAAGGCUGCAAGCUUCUUGUCUACCCUGGAGCAUUUAAUAUGACAACUGGUCCUGCACACUGGGAACUUUUGGGGAGAGGCCGAGCUUUAGAUAACCAGGUUUAUGUAGCCACGCCAAGCCCAGCCCGAGAUACCUCUUCAGAAUAUAUAGCUUGGGGACACUCAUCUAUUAUCAGUCCCUGGGGUGAAGUAGUUUCUUCCACGGAUGAGAAAGAAUCGAUAGUUUACGCUGAUAUUGAUCUGGACUUCUUGGAAUCCGUCAGAGGACAAAUACCGAUUAGUAAACAGAAAAGAUCAGAUUUGUAUGAAACCCGAGAUAAACUAGAAGUACCGAGUGCAACAAGAUUAAAUACGAGAUACAAGCUCGAGUCUUCUAAGGUUGUGGACACUGUAGACCUUGAAGAUUUAGGAAAGCGAACUGUUUACUGUCGGUGUUGGCAAUCUGCAAAGUUUCCUCUGUGUGACGGAUCCCACGGAAAGUAUAACAAGGGGUGCGGAGAUAAUCUUGGACCUCUCAUUAUAAACAGACGAGAGGAGAAGUAAGAAGCAGUAACUCGAUAUUGACAUUUUAUAAAAAAUUCUUGUUUUAAACUUAAACCUUAUUCUUUACUUGUAAAUACUUUCAGAAAAA
Messenger RNA from Eurytemora carolleeae, 1170 nucleotides. Its product is annotated as omega-amidase NIT2. NCBI's taxonomy places the organism in Eukaryota, Metazoa, Arthropoda, Copepoda, Calanoida, Temoridae. Gene Ontology annotation, cellular component: mitochondrion. Gene Ontology annotation, molecular function: omega-amidase activity; 2 iron, 2 sulfur cluster binding. The coding region runs from base 18 to 1082 and encodes 354 amino acids. The record is from RefSeq and is a predicted model, not a curated record. The transcript is spliced from 15 exons. Gene Ontology annotation, biological process: oxaloacetate metabolic process; L-glutamine metabolic process.